Venustampulla echinocandica is the source of this 807-nucleotide messenger RNA. RefSeq lists its product as uncharacterized. The transcript has a single exon. NCBI's taxonomy places the organism in Eukaryota, Fungi, Ascomycota, Leotiomycetes, Helotiales, Pleuroascaceae. The coding region runs from base 1 to 807 and encodes 268 amino acids. The record is from RefSeq and is a predicted model, not a curated record.
AUGUGCGUAAGGAUCAUCAUACACCACCCUGAAUCCUGCGGCCACCGCGCGGUGCACAUAGAGUGCUGCAAGACUAAGUUUAUCCCCAAGAGCUGGCAAUCUAGCGCGUACGUGAUGGAGUAUCCCGUUAUACGGCAGAUAACGGUGAAUGUGGGUUGGGAAUGCGAGAAUUGUGACAUCUACCUGGACGACAGCACUCGGGAAAAGGCUUAUUCCUCGCUGGUCAAGGCUACUAUGCCUGGGGGUGAUGCCACCCUCCGCGCCAUCGCCACCAUCUCAGCGAGCACUAUGACUAAAGUCCCUGAAAUUGUUGAGGUGGCCAGCGUCCUUGACAAAGACCACGCUUAUAUCCCCGGCUCGCUAACCCUCGAUAGACGGCCGCCUGUAAUGUGCCGGAUCUUCAGCGACAAUGACACCAUAUACACUGCCUAUGGUCAGCCCGAUCCGCAAGAAGAGAAUCCCAACCAGUCUGAGCUAGACGGGGCGAUUGAAGAUGGGGUCAGGGCAGCGGAGGUGGAGGAUACGUGCCUCGCCGGUGAAACUUCUCAGCCCUCGGCUUGGCACCGUCAAGCUAAGCACCGUCAUCAAGCUGCCUUAGCCGUUGCUUCGUCCCAUGGCAUCAAAAUGCCACCACCAGCUUCAUUGGAUAUUCGUACCGAAUUCUUGGGAGAGGGUCAAGCGAAGAAUUGUGAUUGGGGCAUGGAGAAAAGAUCCGUAUUUAAGGCAUUGAGGGCGUCUUCUACGGAGUCACGAUCUAGACGGUUAGCCCGGAGGAAUGCACUAAUAGAAAAGAAGAACUCAAAUUGA